UGUGUUGCAUCUUCUAAGACGUCUGAAAUGAAUAUUCAUCAAUAUACAAAAGGAUUCUGAAUUUCAAUAAUUUUGUAUUCCCUUAAAUUACCUUUACAAAGCGAGUAAUCGCCAAACGCAGAAACCUGAUCGGAAAAAGGUAGGUUGCUGUCCGGAAUUUGGAUCAAUGACGGCGACGGUGAAUAUGAGGAAGAUGCUGACGGCAUCAGCAGCCAUGGUCUGCGCCGUAGCCGUAGUGUCUUUAUGCGGGGCUUUAUCUUCCCCAGAAACACGCUUCAUCAAGAACACCAUCUCCUCCCAUCAGAUCGUCAUCUUCUCCAAGUCCUAUUGCCCGUACUGUAGAAGGGCAAAAGCUGUUUUCAAGGAAUUACGCAAAGUUCCUCAUGUCGUUGAGCUCGAUCAAAGAGAUGAUGGCAGUGCCAUUCAAGAUGCUCUAAGUGCACGCGUUGGAAGCCGCACUGUACCUCAAGUGUUCAUAGGUGGAAAACACAUAGGUGGAUCAGAUGAUACUGUUGAAGCAUAUGAGAGUGGGGAGUUGGGUAAACUCCUAGGCAUCAAGGAAGACAACAAAGCUGAUCUUUGAACUCAAACCUUGAAUUGUAAGCAGAUAUCUUUUCACCAACAGAGUAUGUUUUGCGUGGAUUAGUUCAAUUGUAACUCUUAAUGAUGGAGGAUAAGUUGUCUCUGAUAUAGGGCUAUCAAAACCAGUGAUAACAAUGCUUUUAAUGUAAGGGGAUUUUCAAACUCUAAUCAAUAGAUUGAACCAUUGGGCCCCUCUAGUUAUGCUUGUUAAUUGAAUCCUGUAGGUCACUCCAUUUUCUAAACUGACUUGCCCUAAAAGUCUUUUCUUUUGGACAACUCUUGAUAGGAAUGUUUUAAACAUUUAUAUUUGAUUUGA
This is a messenger RNA of Benincasa hispida (wax gourd), 898 nucleotides long. Lineage: Eukaryota; Viridiplantae; Streptophyta; Magnoliopsida; Cucurbitales; Cucurbitaceae. The record is from RefSeq and is a predicted model, not a curated record.